AUGGCGUAUGGCUUGCCAAGAAGGAACACAGUGCAAACCAUUUUGAAGGGCAGUUGUUACAAAGUACAGGAACCAUGGGACCUUGCAAAGCUCACAAAGACCUGGUACACAAACUUAGUGAACAUCAGGUUGCCGUUCUUGGGAGAAAUUGCUUUUGGUAAUCCUGUGACGCUCAAGCCAUGCAAAACCAUCAAGGAUGGCCUGCUCCCUUCAGCACAAUCCAUCAAACUUGAAAAUGAGUAUGAAAAAAAGCGCCUAGCAAAGCUGAAGUCUCAGGAGAAAUCGCACAAGGAAAUGCAGGAUUUACUAAGGCAGCAGAGAGUCGGCUUGGGCUUGCGGAGACCGCUUCAACCCAAGUGAGCCGGUGUGCUGUUGACCUGAACCCGCUUCCGGCGUCCACGGGGAUGGAUGGAGGCCUCUGAUUCUCUCAUGGUGUCGGGCAGACACGGUGGUGCCUGUGGGUGACAUGGCGUGGUGGGCACACUGACAGAGCUCCUGGGUUCCUGCUACACUCU
Messenger RNA from Alexandromys fortis (reed vole), 515 nucleotides. It is a transcript of the gene CUNH4orf36, whose product is annotated as chromosome unknown C4orf36 homolog. Bases 1 to 360 code for a protein of 119 amino acids. The transcript is spliced from 3 exons. Lineage: Eukaryota; Metazoa; Chordata; Mammalia; Rodentia; Cricetidae. The record is from RefSeq and is a predicted model, not a curated record.